This is a messenger RNA of Colletotrichum phormii, 1808 nucleotides long. RefSeq lists its product as uncharacterized. The record is from RefSeq and is a predicted model, not a curated record. The transcript is spliced from 5 exons. Bases 164 to 1621 code for a protein of 485 amino acids. NCBI's taxonomy places the organism in Eukaryota, Fungi, Ascomycota, Sordariomycetes, Glomerellales, Glomerellaceae.
GAUUUGUGAGACGGGCAGACGGUUGGGUGCGCGUCAAAAACGUGGCAUCCCCUCGUCUGAGCUUGAGGAAUCUCAGGAGACCAUAGAAGCUCGGCCCCCUACAACUCAGUUUCUUGCGAAAUCGCCAUGUACGGAUCACGUCGCAGCGCAAGUGAUAGUCGUGAUGGUAUUCCAACUCCCGGCCGCUGUCGAUGCCGAAGCUGUCGCGGUAAUAUGCUACUCCUUCAUUUGCUUCUUCUCUAAUAUACUACUGGUAUGGCUCCUUUGGACGCAUAAUGACCGGACAAGCUACAUUGCCUGCAUCUCCUACGCUACUCUCAUCAUCACGACGACAAGUAUUUGCCAACAAUUCUACGACUACGCCUAUUGGCGAGACAUAUUGACGGAACAAUUUUACUAUGCGAGACAAAACGCCGACAAUGCCGAGGUUCAAUUUUACAAGGGAUCCCAGGGCAUCAAGCUCGUGCUCAGCUACGUUCGCAUCUUUGGGUUCACCAUUGCAUCGACGUUUGUCUUCUUCUUUGCCUUAUCCCUGGCCGCUAGCGUCUACGGCUGGUUCGCGACAACACCGAGGACAACUCACACUAUUUCCAUUGUGGGAAGAGUCCUGCCCAUCAUCCUCACUACUAUCACCGUCGGGCUGAUGCAUUCCCCGCCAGCCCAGAAUUCGUUCCUGGUGUACAUGUUUGUUGCCAAUACACAAUUCGUCCUCAGCCUCUUUGGGAGUGCUGUGCUGCUUCUCAUGAUCCUCUUGAAAUACGUCCACUCGCGACGGAACCUCACCAGUUGGAACGUGCUAUACGGGAACGCGGACAUUGACUCUUCGCUUCCUAGCAGCAAGGCACGGUCCGUCUGGCUGGGAAGUGGUUCAAGCCGAGGCGGGCGAAGUCGAGCGUACAGCGGUGCCGGCACCAACAGCACAUAUGACAGUUGGUUGGUGAUUCGACUGUCGAUCGCCUUCGCGGUGCUUUGUGUGUUCGAGUACACAAAUGUGAUACCUCACAUCGCCGCCGCAAGCCACACCAUCGACACCGCCGACAACCUGGAGCCCGACCUCAGCGUGAAGCGGGCACGAUCCAGUAUCAGGGGUUACGUGACCGGCGUGACACCGAGCCUGGUCGCCUUUCUCGUCUUUGGGACGACCAAGACGUUUCAACGCAAGAUCCACGACACCUUUAUGCCAAAGGGACUUUUGCCGAGGAAUAGACACAAACAAAACCUGUCCCUCUCUUUGGGAGACUCGGCCGCCGCGUCUCCACCCCAUCCACCAGCUCGACGCCCGCAGCAAGUAGACGAGUUCUCCCUGGCCGACAUGAGCCCAAAGUCUCUUCAGAGCGGCAACUACGGCCCCCGAUUUCCCACUGGUGGCAACCUUAGCCCGAGGCUACCGUACGGAAAUCAUGCAAGCACAAGCCCUGAAUCGAGUCUCAACACGCCGAGGGGUAUGCCCCCGCCUAGGGCUCACGUCAACCCGGCUGGACAGUUUGUGAGCCAGGGGGUCGGCGCUCCCCAUCCGCGGACGCCCAGCAUUAGUUCCAAUCCGAGUCUGCAGUCAAAGUUUUCAGUGUAUGGCCGGCCUGAAGCACGGGUCAAGGCUCUUCCUCGGAUACCAUACGACUAGAGGCCGGUUGGAGGACUGGAGGGGUCUCAGGCAUUCUCGAGGUUUUUUUUUGUUUUUUUUUUUUGUUUUUUUGGCUAGUGCGACGGAGUUACAGGCAUCGGGAGGGGGACAUCAUCAUACAGAUACCAGACAAAACUUUGACGGCUGUAUUUUAGUAGCAGAGUAAUACAAUUUUCCCACUUCAUGA